Molecule: messenger RNA, 1533 nt
Organism: Prunus armeniaca (apricot)
Lineage: Eukaryota; Viridiplantae; Streptophyta; Magnoliopsida; Rosales; Rosaceae
Source: the annotation of a GenBank genome assembly
AUGGGUUCUUUGAUGUGGCACAAAUACCUGUUGGUGGCUGUCUACUUAUGGGCCUUAACAUGUUCACUUGUUCCUGCUUAUGGCCUAGUGAGAAUCGGUCUGAAGAAGCGACCCUUGGAUCUUCAAACCAUCAAAGCUGCAAGAGCAGAAAGGGAGGCAAAUUACAGAGGGAGUCUAAAGGGCAUGAAUCAGAAUCACUAUUUGGGUAGUUCAGAUGAAGAUAUAGUGCCUCUCAAUAAUUACAUGGAUGCGCAAUAUUAUGGGGAGAUUGGAAUUGGCUCUCCUCCUCAGAACUUCACUGUCAUAUUUGAUACUGGCAGUUCCAAUCUUUGGGUUCCAUCAUCAAAAUGCUAUUUUUCUAUUGCAUGCUAUUUCCAUACUAGGUACAAGUCAAGCAAGUCCAGCACAUACACCGCAAUUGGAACGUCGGCCAAAAUAACAUAUGGAAGUGGAUCAAUUUCUGGUUUCUUCAGUCAAGACAAUGUUGAAGUUGGAGACCUUGUUGUCAAAAAUCAAGAUUUCAUUGAGGCAACAAAGGAGGGCAGCCUCACAUUCGUUUUGGCGAAGUUUGAUGGACUUCUUGGCCUUGGGUUUCAGGAAAUCUCUGUUGGGAAUGCCACACCAGUGUGGCAAACAAUGGCAGAACAAGGUCUUCUAGGUGAUGAUGUCUUCUCAUUCUGGCUUAACCGAGACACAACUGCAGAAGUAGGAGGUGAACUUGUUUUCGGUGGUGUUGACUCAAAGCAUUAUAAAGGGAAGCAUACCUAUGUUCCAGUUACUAGAAAGGGUUAUUGGCAGUUUGAAAUGGGCGAUAUUGUAAUCGGGAACUUGUCAACAGGUGUUUGUGAGGGGGGUUGUGCUGCUGUUGUGGAUUCAGGAACGUCCUUACUCACUGGUCCAACGACUAUUGUGACUGAAAUUAACCAUGCUAUUGGAGCUGAAGGAGUAGUGAGUGCAGAAUGUAAGCAAGUUGUGUCUCAAUAUGGAGACUUGAUUUGGGAUCUUCUAAUAUCAGGGGUACAACCUGACCAAGUAUGCAAGCAGCUUGGUUUGUGCAUUUUCAAUGGGGCUCAGUAUGUGAGCACUGGGAUUGAAACAGUGGUUGAGAAGGAGAGCAGGGAGGGCUCAUCUGCUGGUGACAGUGCUUUGUGCACAGCUUGUGAGAUGGCUGUUGUUUGGGCCCAGAAUCAGCUCAAACAAAAAGGAGCAAAAGACAAAGUCCUAAGCUACAUCAACGAGCUCUGUGAGAGCCUUCCAAGUCCACUGGGAGAAUCCAUAAUCGACUGCAAUAGCAUUUCGAGCAUGCCAAACGUGACCUUCACCAUUGGAGAUAAACCUUUCGUCCUCACUCCGGAACAAUAUAUUCUGAAAACUGGAGAAGGCAUUGCUGCUAUCUGUAUCAGCGGGUUUGGGGCUCUUGAUCUCGCUCCUCCAACUGGGCCUCUGUGGAUUCUUGGAGACGUAUUCAUGGGGCCAUACCACACUGUGUUCGACUUUGGUGACCUUAAAAUCGGAUUCGCAGAAGCUGCUUAA